This is a messenger RNA of Haemonchus placei, 324 nucleotides long. NCBI's taxonomy places the organism in Eukaryota, Metazoa, Nematoda, Chromadorea, Rhabditida, Trichostrongylidae. The record is from the annotation of a GenBank genome assembly.
AUGUGCCUUUUGCUUCUCGAAAUCUUCUGUGCAUUCUUCAUGCCUCCUUUGGCUCUUCUGUUUCAUUCUGGAUGCACAAUUCAUUUUUUCUUCAACUGCCUUCUGACCGUUUUCGGAUAUAUCCCUGGUGUUGUACAUGCACUCUAUAUGAUCUUCAAGAAGCCUAAGAAGCAGGGCGUCGUUCUUACAACACAGGUGAACGUUGCGCAGCCGAUGUUACCAAUGCAGCAGCCGAUGCAACCUCCUCCAGCACCAGUUUACUAUUGUCCAGCUACCGCACCACCGCCACCCGUCUACUAUGCCGAUGUGGCACAAAAGUAUUAG